GCUUUUACAAUGUUAGGACAUUAUCCAAACGCGGAAAAAUCGCAGCUGGUGAGCUAUGUGGAGGAUUACCUGGAGUGUGUCGAGUCGCUUCCUCUGGACAUUCAGAGAAAUGUUUCACUUCUGCGGGAAAUCGACACCAAAUAUCAAGAGAUCUUAAAGGAGGUAGACGAGGUGUUUGAGAAGUAUAAGAAAGAGGCGGAUGGAGCUCAGAGGAAGCGUCUCCAGAUACAGCUGCAGCGUGCCCUCAUCAGCAGCCAGGAGCUCGGCGACGAGAAGAUCCACGUGGUCACGCAGAUGAUGGAGGUGGUGGAGAACCGCUCGCGCCAGAUGGAGGCUCACUCGCCCUGCUUCCUGGACCCCAGCGAUGCUGAAAGACCGUCCGAAAAAUCUCGUCACGAGACGGGAAGCGCCGCCGCCGCUGCUAACACUGUAACGGAGCGUGCGUCAUCACGCAGGCCUCGCCGCCAUCGCAACAGCGAGAGCCGUGACUCGUGUUACAGCGCUAACGGCGCUAACGGAGUUCUGGAGGACCCGAGCGACGAACCUGCGGCUCAGCCGCCCCGCGAGAAAAAGUCCAAAUCGGCUAAGAAGAAGAAGCGCUCGAAAACCAAGUCAGAACGUGAAGUUUCUCCCACCGUGGAGUUCAACAUCGACCCCAACGAGCCGACGUACUGCCUAUGCGAGCAGGUUUCGUACGGAGAGAUGAUCGGCUGCGAUAACGAGCAGUGCCCCAUCGAGUGGUUCCACUUCUCCUGCGUCGGACUCACCUACAAACCCAAGGGCAAAUGGUAUUGUCCAAAGUGCCGAGGAGACAGUGAAAAGACCAUGGACAAAAGCACAGAGAGGCCUAAGAAGGACCGCCGGUCGAGGUAGUGCCUCAGAAACGAGUCACGUGUACGCAAGAGCGAGACGUCGAGCCUGAGCCACGCUUACGGAAUGUUCCAGACUGUUUGAGCUCCACAGAUUCACGCCGAUCUUCCUCACACACUAAACACGUCGUGCUUUAGUUUUCAACUUCAGUUUGUGUAUUUACUCAGUAACGCUCUCAGCUCACCCAUCGGUCCGAGUUCAAAUCAUCGCAACGUGCCGACCGGUCCGACUUAAAAUCGUCCUAAAGCGGUGGUUGGUUGGUGAAUGAGUGACCUGCUGAACAGCUCCUGGUUUUGACUCGGAGUGGAUCUGUGGCGCAAAAAACGAAGGCCGUGUUCCAGUUCAGACAGUGACACUCCAUCGUCCACUUCCCCUCAGCACUUGUCCUGGAGUAAACCCUGUCUGCCGUCUUCCUGAGGGCUGUUCAGUGCCGUUAACACCAUCGGUGCGAACAGACGCGCGAGUCAGCGUCGCUACAUACAUCCCAGAAUGCACUGCGGUCUGAUGUCGUUUCCUUUUAAAGCGCAUUAAAACACGUCAUAUUUCAACACUAACAUCUGUCCAGACUGCGCUUUAUUCCUUAUUUACUUCUCAUGAAGUCACCUUGAAGGAAAUGAAAAUUGGGAAGCUGAUGAGGGAAUGUUACAGAGCUGGAACCGCAGGACCAGGAACCGCAGGACCAGGAAACGCAGGACCAGGAAACGCAGGACCAGGAAACGCAGGACCAGGAAACGAGCUGCGAAAAGACUCACGGAACUGCCGUCAGUGUUUAUAAGAUAUUGAAAAGAACUUUUUUUUUUCAGACUUUAUUUUUCAUUUUAGCGUCAGUUGUGUUGUGAAAAACGGCGAUUCUAAAAACACGUACAGGAUUUGACGAUCAUCACGUCCCUGUUUUACUUUCGAUUUCCUUUGACACCAAGAUGGAGAAUUUCAAAAUGUCUUCCAGUGUGAGAGAACAGUUCUGUGUUUCUGUUGGUUUGUUGAGUCUGGUGUAAAGUUUUUUUUUUGCUUCUAGGUUUACUUUUUUUUUUUUUUUUUUUUUUUUUUUUUUUUAAAUAAAAAAAAAGUUUUGUGUAUUUAAAUAAACCUGUGAUUUCCAUCUCUGUGUGUGUGUGUGUGUGUUUGUGUGUGUGUGAGAGAGUGAGAGACAGACAGACAGACAGACAGACGGACGUCACGUUCUCGGACGUCUCACAGUUUGGUGACCUUUUCAUACCAAGUUCUGAAAUCUUUAAUCACGGUGACGCUAAAUCUGUGAACGCGUCUGAGAUCCGAGACGAAUGUUUUUUUUUUAUUGUCACGUACGGAUUUGACUUCGAUAUCUCCAUUAAACGUCUCGAGAGGCGGGAACUGAUUCCGUAACGGAAACUUAUAGGGAUGGUGUGUUGGAAGUCGGAGUGCUCGACUGAUUUACACAAGAGAUGAUGGCAUUUAUGAUACGCCAGGCGACGCCCUCGUCCGAUCUAAACAACCCUGACUGACGCCGUCGACGAGCAGUGAAGAGUUUUUUAAUGAGUCUUUUUUUUUUUUCAGCUGUGGAGGAUUUCUCACCUCUGCCUUCUCACUCAAGCUGACCGAGACGGAGAGACUCGGCGGUCCGUCCAGGAAGCUCCGCAAUAUUCGGGAGAGCUUGCAAUUUUUCAGAAGUACCGCAGAUUUGUUCCGAGACGCGUCAUGUGACGUCAUCACAACGCGCGUUCGGCCGAAGCCUUGAGUCAGGAUCGUCACCGCGAGACAUCCGACACGUCUGAGUGGUAGAUAAAAUGCUAUUGCCGUCUCUUACUGACAGAGACGGCGUAUGAAGAUGGAAGUCUCCGUCAGUCUGAGGUAGCGACGUUCCGGCACACCUCGAGUCGGGAAAAAUCCCCAAACCGCCAGCUCACCCAAACUCCGCCAUCUUCCAAAGUAAUAAACUCUAAAUUGCUACUAUAGAGCAAGACACACCCCUGGGUCGGGGCAUAUACAUUCUCGAGCACAUUUAAUCGGAUGAACGGAAGACCAGUACAGGAUGAGUCAAUUUUGAAAAAACUAACCUUUAAUCCUUUUCAUGAAGUGAUGAAGUAUAAAAUUAAAAUCUCCAACGAUGUGUAUUUUUCUUUUUUUCUACAACUCUGUCGUAUUGAUGUAACACUACGGUACAAAAAGCCCCGAAACACCGAUUUUGAUUUUAGGAAUUCUUUAAAUUUGCUUUGAGGAGUUACAGCUAAUGAAAUGCUAAAGGAACUAUUAGUGUUGAGGUCUCACUCAUGGCAAAAUAAGAACAAAGUUGGGUAAGUUAUCUUACACACACACACACACACACACACACACACACACACACACACACACUCUUAAAGAGACAGCGACAUAUGAUUUCUAAACUCUUUUUCCAAAUGCUCUACUGGGUUCAUGACCAAACAAACAAAAAAGUUGUAAGCCUUUUACUUCAAUAAUAAAAAAUAAACAAACCCGCUGAGCUUGUGAUUCUGUAAUUUGUCCUUUUGUGUAAUGUGUACUUUGAUUAGACAGUGUGUGAUUAGAUUAGUCUAUUAGCCUGAAUCUACAGUCUGGGUGAGAAAGAAUGCAGCCCCAGCCUCGCUUCUCCUGUU
This is a messenger RNA of Ictalurus furcatus (blue catfish), 3458 nucleotides long. It is a transcript of the gene ing2, whose product is annotated as inhibitor of growth family, member 2. NCBI's taxonomy places the organism in Eukaryota, Metazoa, Chordata, Actinopteri, Siluriformes, Ictaluridae. Gene Ontology annotation, cellular component: nucleus. The record is from RefSeq and is a predicted model, not a curated record. The transcript has 2 exons. Bases 10 to 873 code for a protein of 287 amino acids. Gene Ontology annotation, biological process: positive regulation of DNA-templated transcription.